AGCAGCUUUAUUGGCUCUAUGGUCUCCAUUGAUUGUGGACCCUUGGGCACUUACCAGGGGCAUGUCCAGAAAAUUGAUCCUAUCAUGAACACCCUGACUAUCACUCAUGCAUUUCAUAAUGGUCUUCGUUGUGAUCAGUCUGAAGUGAACUUAAGGUCUGUCAACCUUUAAAUUGAUAUUUUCUUCUGAAAUUAUUUAUUAUGGAAAUGAAACAAGUAUUUCCUUUGAAUUGCAUUGACUUCUGUAUUUCAUUUAUUUAUUGAAAUUACAUUUCAAAAAUUAAUUUCUUUACUUACAGUUCAACUGCAAUUCGUGAUAUCAAAAUUAUCCAUGCAUCACAUGAGGCUAAAGAAAUCAUUACCAGAAAAGCUACUCCAUCCAAAAUGACCAAAGAAAUAGAUGAAGUAACUAAACCCAUCUGUUCUUCGCCCAUAAAAAUUAUCAAAGCUGCCUCAAAAGCUCGUACAGGCUUCCAGAGUGCUGCCCCACCUGGGUCAGGGAGUGUUAGUAAUGGAAAUAACAACCAAGGAAAGAGCAGUUGUCGACGGAAACUCUCGCCUCCCGACAGCCCCUCAAAGAUAAACGAUGUCGGAGUAGGGAUGAAUGGGACAAGGCCAAGGAUAAGCAAAAGUGCAAACAGGGAGGCUUCAAUACAAGAAGUAGUGGAGCAUGCACAGGGAAAUGGACAUGGUAUGUGUCAUUCAGUCUUAAAGAUAAGCUUACUAGUUUUAAGAUAUUUGUUACCAAUUUCUUUUCCACUUCUUAAAGAUAAGCUUACUAGUUUUAAGAUAUUUGUUACCAAUUUCUUUUCCACUUUUUAAAGAUGAGCUUUGAUUUCACCAUUUCGGUCCACUUAAGACCUUUUACUUCAAAACCAUAAUUUUUAUUUCUUUUAAAUGAUUGAACAAACUUUGCCUGUGAUAUUUGUAAAAUGUUUUAAUAUUUUUUAUUUGUGCUGAAUGAUGCAUUUGUCGACUUAGUCAAAGCCAACCAGCUGAUAAAAAUGUUAGUAAAAUCUAGACAUAUGUACUCACAGUUUACUGUGGGUCUGUGUUCUAAGGCCACAUUGUUGAUUCUAACUUUUUUUUAUAAAUUUUCGCAACAGAGAUUUCAAAAUAUGUAAAUCAAGGAUCUGCCAAACUUUGAUCCAUAAAAAUUUGUUUAAAUUUCUAAAUACCCUGGGAUAUUCGGAACCUGGAUCAAUUGUGUCUAGAUGAUGAGGUUUCAGAGUUAUACUAUCAAUGGUGCAACGACAGAUUUUUUUUUUAAAAUGCGAGUUGGGAAUUCAAUUGUUACAUUUUUUUAAAAAUGAUUGAGCCUUCUGUAUUUUCUGAUCAUUAUUUGGAAAGGUAGAAAAGGUCAUAUCAGUAUAAUUUUACUAUUACUGUAUGUUUGCUGUUGCACUUGUCUGGAAUGUAAAAGGUGUCCAUUGAAUAUAUUUACUGCACUAAUUGAGAUGCAUAUUUUUUUAUAUUAAAAAUUUGAAUAUUGACAGGAAGCAAUGGGGGACUUAAAUAUCAGUCUGAUUAUUGUGGCGAUCAAGGGAGGAAGCCGUCGGCAUCCCGGAAGAUGGAGAGAGUGAAACGGGGAGCCAAUUCUCGGAACAGUGAGUGCUUCAGUGCACCAACAGACUCAUUCUUGCAUGAAUUUGACUUUGAAUCUAAUUUGGCCCUGUUCAAUAAAAAAGAGGUCUUCCAGGAAAUCGAGAGUGGUUUCCCUGAACUCAGUCUGGACCCUGAUCCCAGUGAACAAAAAUAUCGCCACGAUGAAAACAUUUUACAGCCUGGGGAGAGCAAUGUCCCUGUGAUGAAGCAAGAGAUUCAGGUCCCAGGGCCAAAGUCAGAGCUUUAUUAUACAGGUGAGAUUAGAGUAAUAUCCUUUUGCAAAUGGUUUCUUUUCCGUAAUUUUGGUUUUGUAGCAUACAUUUUGUUUGACUUCAUUUAAUUAAACGAAGGCUUAAAAUCUUUGUGAUAAAAGUGUGUGAUCUGUUUUUAAAGCAGGUAUUUGGCAAAUGUACUUGUGUUUUGUUUAAUAUUUGGUUUAAUAGGAUUUGUUUGUUUUUUUUUUAGUUACAAUUGGUGAACUUCAUUUUUCAUGAGCAUUAAAGUAGGUUCAGGUGUAGGAAUCGCAAUUAAAAAAAAAACGUUUAGGUAAAAAAUGUGCUACAAAUUUUAUUGUUUUGUACCCCUGUGCCAACAGAUACAGGGUUGGUGGUUCCUUCUAUAAGUCUUGAAUUGAGAGAUAAACUGUGUGAGGCAGCAUCACUGUGUGGUCUAACCUACACAAGGCAGCUAGAGGCAUUUGGAAGGGCAGCUAGUGAAAUGGUGAUUCAUUUGAUAGGAGGCAGCCACAGGUACAUGUUUACUUAUUUGCUCACCUUUUCCAAGCAAAAUCCACAUUUUUUUUUUGUUAGUUUUCCCACAGUUUUAUUAACCCUUACCCGCCCUAAAUGAUUUCUCCUUUUUUCAAUUUUCAAUAAUAGCUGCAUUAAAAAAUGUACCUGGUAUCACCAGCAUGUUAUAGAAUGAAGUAUAUAUUUUUAAGCUCCAUCUGCUUUUCAUUUUCCAUCAUCAUUAGAUCUAACAUUUCCAGCAUUUAUCACUUAUUAUAUGAGGCUAGCAUGACUAUUAUGAGAUACGUUUGAUGACAUUAGGUCUGUGUCUAAAUUUCAUCUGUGCCGUGUUUUUUGUUUUUGUUAUCAGGAUCCACCCAAAGAAUAAUCACCAGAUGCCUGUUGUGGUGAUCUUGUGUGGACCCCAUGAGCACGGGGCGCUGGGCGUGUGCUGUGCACGCAUUCUGUCCUCCCAUGGGGUUCAGGUCUCUCUGCUCAUGCCAAGUGCCGCCCCACUGCCCCCCAUCCUGACGCAAGAGCUGGAGCUGUACAGAUUAUCUGGGAGCAAACUAACCCAUACUGUCAAAGGUAUGUGCGGUUGACUUUUCAUUUGAUAAGGUUUAAAAUUUAAUGAAGUUAAAAAAAAAACAAAAAAACCUUAAUUACCAGUGUCAAUGUCUAAGUGCUUUUUGUCUCUUCAAUUUUAACCACUUCAUUACUGAUGACGUCGACGUGACAUCACGGUCACCCACUUUCAAUUACCAAGGACGUCACAUUGUCGUCAUAACAAAAAUUUAAGAACUUUUCUAAAAUACAGAGGACGUCACGUCGUCGUCAAAUUGCAAUGCUAUUUAUUUCCUUAUUUGUUAAUGAUAGAGAAGUUAAAAAGCGAAUCGGAUAGAGAAUGAAGUAUACAGAAAAUUUCAUCUUUUAAGUUUUUUUUUGUUUACUGAGUCAGCAAAAAUCGAUGCCCAAGACCCUGUGGUAAUGAAGUGGUUAAAUGAAAUUUCAAGUUACUAAACAAAUGCACUUUUCCAAAACCUCUAAUAUGAAGACUAUUUUAUUCCUUCCAUUUAAUUUGAUUUGUGCUAUCUAAAAAUGUUGCAGGUCUCCCUGAUACCAUAGAUUUGAUAGUCACUGCCCUGGACUCAACCACUGACCCUUCACUCACCCAGCAACAGUGGUACCAGAGUGUGGCUGCCUGGAUGAAAAGUAGUGACAUUAGGGCACAGGUCCUAGCACUUGAUCCACCAGCCCCUGGGCCAGGCAUCCCAGCAAAGUGA
Molecule: messenger RNA, 3615 nt
Organism: Lymnaea stagnalis (great pond snail)
Lineage: Eukaryota; Metazoa; Mollusca; Gastropoda; Lymnaeidae
Source: the annotation of a GenBank genome assembly